Messenger RNA from Sugiyamaella lignohabitans, 1314 nucleotides. RefSeq names its product polyamine oxidase (gene FMS1). Lineage: Eukaryota; Fungi; Ascomycota; Dipodascomycetes; Dipodascales; Trichomonascaceae. Gene Ontology annotation, molecular function: oxidoreductase activity. The transcript has a single exon. Bases 1 to 1314 code for a protein of 437 amino acids. The record is from RefSeq and is a predicted model, not a curated record.
AUGGUUGCUAAAGAAUUAGACGUCAUUGUAGUUGGUGCCGGUAUUGGUGGAAUUGCUGCUGCCAGUGAAUUGGCUAAAAAUGGGCUGAAAGUAGUUGUUCUUGAAGCUCGGGAUCGUCUUGGUGGAAGAUUGUUCACUGAUCGAAAGUCAGGAUCCAAACCAUAUGAGCUCGGUUGUAGCUGGCUCCAUGAAUCCGUUGACAACCCAUUAUUAAAAAUUGCUUUGGAUAAUGAUAUUAAGGUUACUUAUGAUGAUGGAAGUAUUGCUUUCUACGACAAGAAUGGACCAUUGGAUGGCUCUAAAGAGCUGGGUCCUGCUGCUAGUGAUUUCAAUGCAUUUGCCAGUAUUUACUUUGCUGACCACAGCGAGGAUAUCUCUUAUGGAGAGCUUAUUAACUUAUUCAUCAAACAGCAUCCCACACUUACACAGGUCCAGAAGGAAGAAGUUCCUGCAUUACUUGAGUUUCCUCAAGUCGGCAAGGGACUUGAAUCAAGUCAAUUGUCUGGUAAACUGGCCUUUAAUGGAGGCGGCAAGGGCAGAGAUCUUGCUGUUCCAGGUGGAUAUGAUGCCAUCUACAAUGCUAUAAAGAAACCUAUUGGCGAUGAAAAUAUCAUCCUGAACUCACCAGUUGAAUCUGUAGAGACUGACAAUGAAAAAGGUACCGUCAGAGUUCAUACUGCUGGUGGAGAUGUGUACACUGCCAAAUAUGCUAUAAUCACUGCUCCAUUGGGAGUUCUCAAGCACAAUGAUAUCAAGUUCAUUCCUCAGUUGCCAACCUCCCUGACUCAGGCAAUUGAAUCUGGAGCUGUUGGUAACACCGGUAAGGUGUACUUUGAAUUUGACGAAGUAUUCUGGCCAGCAGAUGUCGACAAGAUCUUAUUCGCUGGAGAACCCAUUCCAGUUGUCAUCUCCAAUUGGUAUAAAUAUAAUGGAGAGAAGAAGCAUCCUGGUUUGUAUCUUAUAACACCUCCUCCUCUGACCGCCAAGCUUGAGCAAGACCACACUCUCGCAUUUGAUGCUCUCAAACCAGUUUUGGAAGCUCUUCGAACAGAUAAAUCCAAGCCUGUUCCUACCCCGACAAAAGUAACCACUUCCAAAUGGUCUGUGGAUCCAUAUUCUCGUGGCUCAUAUGCCACCUAUACAGUGGGCUAUGAUCUUGACAAGGCUGUUGGUGCAUUUGAAACUGGCGCAGGUCACGUUCGUUUCGCUGGCGAGCAUACCAUCUUAAGAGGAGCUAGUUUUACACACGGAGCUUAUCGUAGUGGUCUUCGUGAAGCUGCUUUUAUUCUUAAACAGCUGAAGAGUAGACUUUAG